AUGUGUAUAUUCGAUCUUAAAUCUUUACUGAGUGUUACUCCAAGGAGUUUAAGUGAGUUAACUGUUUCAAUAAUAUUUGAAUCAAGCAGAAGAUCGUCCUAUUCGGGAAUUGAUCUCGAAAAUGAUAUUCGCAUCUCUUUGCACUUUUUCUGGUGUAGUUGAAAUUUGUUAACAGAUGACCAAGUGGCAACUUCGUCCACAAUUUUUUGUGCUGAGCUGGAUUGAUCUCUAGGAAUGAACUCGUACGCCGUCGUGUCAUCAACAAAUUUGACCGUACCGUCCGAUAAAAUUUCUAGGUCCUCAAUCAUUAUUAGGAAAAGCCAGGGACCUAAUUUGGUCCCUUGCGGGACGCCAGCAGGUACUGAUUUCCAUUCGGAGAGACAGUCGUUGGCCAGCUUAACUCUCUGUGAUCUGUUGCUUAAAAAGUCACAGAUCCAGUUCACGAUAUGUGGAUUAAUGCCAUAGUUAGAUAAUUUGGAUAUAAGACUGUUAUGAUCGAUUAGGUCAAAUGUUUUUCUUCCAGUAUUUAAGUCAUGCAAAGAACUGUCCAAGUGUGAGCACCAGGAUGGAGAGCAUUACCUGCAGUUACAAUUUCUCACUUGCACCAAAUCAGUACUUGUAUACUGCGCUGAUAUGAAUACGACCGAGCCGAAAGAAUACAUUACAUUAAAUUCAGGUGAAGAGAAUAACUUUUCACACUUGGACAAUACAAUGUCACCGCAAGAAUUUAACCAUUAUGGAUCAACCACUAAUUUUUCCAAGGUAAGCGUUACAUGGAAUCAUGCAGAUGAUAGUCAAAUUUAGAAAUGGACAGUUGUAUUAGCUUUCUUAUUUACGCCAUGCGACAAGCCUUCUCCGCCGUUUUUGGGUUGCAAACGGCACGUGUAGCAUAAAUGGCAACAAGCAAAGAAGUGAAUUUAGUGAGUAGAAACCAUAUCUAUGGUAGAAACACAGUACUAUUAUCCGAGUGCUAUUUACUUUACUAAAUCACUCCUUUACUUAUUAUCCUUUGUUGUUGCAGUUUGCCACCCAAAAAUGGCGGACAAGGCUGGUCCCAUGGCAAGGAAAAACUCGGCUAAUUCAUCAGUUUUCAUCAAACUCAAAUCAGGGCGGUUAUAAGAUAGGGCGGUGAAACGAGCAUUGUAUAUCUUAUAACCGCCCUGCUCAAACCUGCUUGCAUUUUUAUCUCACAUCUUGUAGCAAGUCUGCCAACAAGUCGUCAACAGGUUGUGUUCGCACUGCUUGUCCCAAGUUGUCAACAAGUUUGGAACAAUACGGUUUGUAACGUUCUUGUUAUAUCAUGAUUGUAUCAGACUUGUUAGACAAACCUUGUAACAAGUCUGAUAAAGCCAUCAAGUUUGUUACAAGUUGUUAACAGCUUGUUCCAAACUUGUUACAACUGGGAACAACAAUGCGAACACAACUUGUCGACGGCUUGUGAACAGAUUUGUAACAACUUAUUUGCAGACCUGUAACAACAUGUGUGUUUUUACGUGUGCACAGACAGUGUACAUGAUAGUGCCAAGCUAUUCUGAUUUCCGUCGUUGCAUGUCCUAUAAUUUCAUGUUGUCCAAUUCCUAUAUCUAGAUUCGUAUAACUGCAGAUCUUCAGAUUACUACAACAGAUCACCGCUUUGCUCGCCUAACUUGGAGUGAUACAAUGACGAUUUUUCAGAGGUAUGGCUCAGCGGGCGACUGUGUUACAAGCGAUUGUACUGCCAACAAGAUUGGUAACUUCAGAAUGGAUAUACGAGAUACUGGCCUGUAUUUUGUUACUCCUAUCAAAUGGUCCUACUUUGGCUGGCCUUCUGAAUGUGCAGAACAUCAACCAUUGAAUUACAAUGUUGACGUGGACAAGCAGAUAGUGUCUGGAAAAUGUGGUGCGAGGUGUGGCGGUUGUGAGGCACAAGACUUGUACUUAAAAAUAGAAGGAUGUUGA
Paramuricea clavata is the source of this 1938-nucleotide messenger RNA. NCBI's taxonomy places the organism in Eukaryota, Metazoa, Cnidaria, Anthozoa, Malacalcyonacea, Plexauridae. The record is from the annotation of a GenBank genome assembly.